GCAGAAUGAAAUUGUCGCCACACAUAUCAGGAGGUGUGUAAUAUCGACAGUAUGCAGGUUUUUGAACUGAGUGUCUUGGCUGCCAUUGCUGUUCUCUUCAACAACCCAGCUAUAGCAAAACCAACAGAGUUGCAAUCGCAUCAAAACGAAAUAAAACGAACGAUUCAGUCUAACUUGGCUACAAGCAGACUAUAUCUACAGGGUCAUACAUCUAACAGAACGGUACCGGAAUCUGACGCAGGAUAUCCUUUGCCUACUGACUGGCAUUGUCUUUCUUUAACUCGAUGGCGUGACCUGGGAGAAAACUAUUACCCAAGAUUUAUAAAGCAAGAAUUAUGUACUUCAAGGCAAUGUUACAACGAUUUCUACACGUGCUUUCCGCAGUAUUACCCAUUAACAGUACUGAGAAAACGCCGUGAUAAUGAGGAAUCACGUGAAGAAACAGCCCUUCCUCUGCAGCUCAGAGAAAUGUGGGUGUUUGAAGUAAUAGAGGUGCCAGUGGCCUGUAUGUGUGGAACAGGAUAAAUGCAUUCCUAAUCACCCUCUUGUCUUUUAAACUUCCGGAAUUUUAAACAAGGACACGUUAAUGCUAGCGUCUUACAUAGACAAACAGAAAACAGAACACAUAUAUAAUUGAACAGAGAAAUAUGGUUUUCGAAAACAUACCACUAUAACUGUACAGCAAAUUUUAACACUGCCGUGGAAAAAACAUUUUGAACAUUGUUAAAAAUACAGAACUAUUUAUAAGUACAUGUACUGAUUAUACUGUCUGGUCAAAUUGCUUGUAAUAUUGACUAUUUUGAGUAAAAUUACCAUGGCGACAAUAAACCUGAGGUUGAAAGAAACGUAAAUUGGAAUUCGGAAAUUUUUUAUGGGCAAACUUCUGAAUUUAACUAUAUCUCCUUAAAUUCUGUCCCUUUUAUCAUUUACCUCAUAUUAGGUAGAAUCACCAUUUUUUUUUGUUCAGGGCCAACCGCAUAAGGUCAAAGGCACUGCGGUCAGAUAACAUGGUCAUAUUGGUAAAACUUUUAUAGCAAG
Mercenaria mercenaria is the source of this 1038-nucleotide messenger RNA. RefSeq names its product prothoracicotropic hormone-like. The record is from RefSeq and is a predicted model, not a curated record. The coding region runs from base 52 to 525 and encodes 157 amino acids. The transcript has 2 exons. Lineage: Eukaryota; Metazoa; Mollusca; Bivalvia; Venerida; Veneridae.